AUGUGGAGCGGUAUUAAAGCCAUCACGUCCUGGAAACCUAGUGCUGGGAAAAUCGGAUCUGUUGGCCCAGCUCUGCCUAAUGAGCUGAACACGUUCUACUGCCGCUUCGAAUCUGCUGAUGCCUGUCCUACUGUCUUUCCUGAUUGCCUCAAUCAAGGGGCGUUCACCGUGACUCAGGAGGCAGUCCAGCGGGUCUUGUCCAGCACCAUUGUCCGGAAAGCCCCAGGCCCGGACGGCAUCCCUCCUCGUGUCCUGAAACUGUGCUCUGAGCAACUUGCCCCUGUUUUAACAGACAUUUUUAACCUGUCGCUAAGGGACUGUGCUGUGCCGAACUGCUUCAAAGAGUCGACCAUUAUCCCAAUUCCUAAGAAAACUCCUGUGACAUGCCUUAAUGACUAUCGUCCUGUGGCCCUCACUUCUGUCCUAAUGAAGACUUUUGAGCGGCUUGUGCUGGACUUCAUUAAGAGCCAGAUCCCUGUGAGUGUUGACCCGCUCCAGUUUGCUUACAGACAGAAUAGGAGUGUGGAGGAUGCCAUCUCCUUUGCUCUGAACUCUGUCUACAACUCUAACCUGAUCAUCAAAUAUGCUGAUGACACCACCAUCAUCGGUCUCAUCAGUAAUAACGAUGAAUCGUCUUAUAGAGCCGAGAUCCAAAACGUGUCGCAAUAG
This is a messenger RNA of Knipowitschia caucasica, 669 nucleotides long. Lineage: Eukaryota; Metazoa; Chordata; Actinopteri; Gobiiformes; Gobiidae. The record is from the annotation of a GenBank genome assembly.